AUGAACUUGACACUGAGCUCCAAGCCUGGAUCAUUCCUUGCCAACAGCUCUCCCGGCAUGAUAGGUUACCCCAAGACUGCCUUUAUUCCGCAAGACUUUUGGCCGGAGACUGACAAAGACCAAGAUAACAGCUCCCUCCUCACACGGGGCACCAACUUCAGCAGCAACCCGAAUGCCUCUCUUACGCCUACUAUCGGGUACGACCCGCUUGGAGGACAUUCCGUCUGGCAGGUCGUCAUUAUUGUGCUGCUGACGGGGACUUUAUCCGUGGUCACCAUUAUUGGAAAUAUUUUGGUUCUUGUUUCGUUUAAGGUUAACAAGCAGCUAAAGACGGUGAACAACUAUUAUCUGCUCAGUCUCGCUUUCGCCGACCUCACCAUUGGCGUCCUGUCCAUGAAUCUCUACACCACGUAUCUCAUCAUGGGACAGUGGGCUCUUGGAAACUGGGCUUGUGACCUGUGGCUGGCAAUCGACUACGUAGCAAGCAACGCCUCCGUCAUGAACCUGCUGGUGAUUAGCUUUGAUAGAUACUUUUCAGUCACGAGGCCGCUUACAUACAGAGCCAAGCGGACCACCAAGAGAGCACUGACCAUGAUUGGCCUGGCAUGGUCCAUUUCCUUUGUUCUCUGGGCACCCGCCAUUCUAUUCUGGCAGUACUUUGUCGGGCAGCGGACAGUCCCUCCUGGAGAGUGCUACAUCCAGUUCUUGUCGGAGCCUAUCAUCACAUUCUGCACUGCGAUUGCCGCGUUUUACCUUCCCGUCACCAUCAUGACCGUGCUUUAUUGGCGUAUCUACAAAGAGACAGAGAACCGGUCUAAAGACCUGGCAGGAUUGAAGGGAUCUGGAAACCAAGUCAAGCCAGGCAGUGAGGAGGAAUCUGCUGCCAUGAUGCCAUCCACGGAAAGUUCUCACAGCUGCACCAGCGCCUCCAUGAACCAGCCGAACAAGAAAGAAUCAAGGUUGCGAAAGGGAGCGAGGCUCUUUCAGUUUUGGCCACUGGGUCGUCGCAAUCAGAAGGGUGGUACCAGCACUGACCUAGAACACAGCAGUAGUGAUAGCUGGAACAACAACGAUGGAGGGGUUUCAAUCGACCAGUCUGAUGAAGAGGAAGAAGAGGGUGCAGAAAACAAAGCCGUCUACUCGAUUGGGAUGGACCUUCCUACACCGAAUGCAGAUGGCAACUCUGAGACAUCUAACCAAGAACAUCUGAAGCCAGAAAACACUUCUGCAGGAGGACUUUCUCAGAAAUGCUUUUCCAAAAUCCCAACUCAAUCCCUGCCCAGUAUGGUAAACUCCAAACCUUCUGGAAGCUCUUCUGGCUCGAAAUCUCAAUCAGGACAGAAUGACAACACGAAGAAGCAGUCUGUCUCAAAGGCCAAGAAUCUGACCAACAAGGGCAAGAAGGUAUCGCUGGUUAAAGAGAAGAAAGCAGCACAGACGUUGAGCGCCAUCCUUCUGGCCUUCAUCAUCACCUGGACUCCUUAUAACAUCAUGGUCCUGGUUAAUACUUUUUGCGAUGACUGCAUUCCCGAGACUCUUUGGGCCUUGGGGUAUUGGCUCUGCUACGUCAACAGCACGGUGAACCCCAUGUGCUACGCACUGUGCAACCAAAACUUCCGCACCACCUUCAAAAUGAUCCUGCUUUGUCAGUGGGACAAACAAAAACAAAACAAGCCACCGGUCCAGCAGAGGCACCCAGUAGUGGCUUAUAGGAAGAAGGAUCUCCUGUAGACACGACACUGGAUGUUAGAUUUACGAGUGUAGACUGUUACAGACUCCGGACCUUUUUACAGGUGCCAGUGUAUAAACGUGCCAUACUGGGGACCACAAAUUGUUUAUUAUAAAGAAUUAU
This is a messenger RNA of Trichomycterus rosablanca, 1852 nucleotides long. It is a transcript of the gene chrm3b, whose product is annotated as cholinergic receptor, muscarinic 3b. Gene Ontology annotation, biological process: chemical synaptic transmission; regulation of vascular associated smooth muscle contraction; G protein-coupled receptor signaling pathway, coupled to cyclic nucleotide second messenger. Gene Ontology annotation, molecular function: G protein-coupled serotonin receptor activity; G protein-coupled acetylcholine receptor activity. The record is from RefSeq and is a predicted model, not a curated record. The transcript has a single exon. NCBI's taxonomy places the organism in Eukaryota, Metazoa, Chordata, Actinopteri, Siluriformes, Trichomycteridae. The coding region runs from base 1 to 1731 and encodes 576 amino acids. Gene Ontology annotation, cellular component: dendrite; plasma membrane; synapse.